AUGGAUCAUGUUACAAAGAAGAUGCUUGGAACUUUUUUUAUAGAUGGUCCUGGUGGAACAGGAAAGACUUUCUUAUAUAAUGCUCUAUAUGCAGAGAUAAUAUUGAUGAAUAAGAUUGUUUUUCCAACAGCAACAUCGGGUAUAGCUGCAUCUAAUAUUCCUUCUGGAAGGACUACACACUCAUGGUUUAAAAUUCCAUUGGAUCCGCUUGAGUCACGUGCCUGUAGUGUACCUAAACAAGGUAGUCUGGCUGCACUAUUGAGAGAAACAACACUCAUUAUUUGGGAUGAAGCUUCCAUGGCAAAAAAAAAAAAUGUUGAAUCGAUUGGUAUGUUACUCAGAGAUAUAUGUGAUCCUCAGUUAUUGCUUGGAGGCAAAAUAGUCGUAUUUGGAGAAGAUUUUAGGCAAGUUCUUCCUGUUGUUCCCAAAAGAACACAACGCGAGGCAGUUGCUGCUAGCUUGGUCAGUUCUGCUCUAUGGCCGUUGUUGACUAAGUUUAGAUUAAUAGAAAAUAUUCAAGCUAGACACGAUCCAGUAUAUGUAGCUUUCUUGUUGGCACUAGGAAAUGGUGAGAUACAAGAUAGUGAAAAUGCAUUAAUUCAGCUACCAGCAGAAAUUGUAGAGCCUUGUGAUUCUGCUACACCUCAAGAUAUGCAUCUGAGUUAA
Messenger RNA from Chenopodium quinoa (quinoa), 666 nucleotides. RefSeq names its product ATP-dependent DNA helicase pif1-like. Gene Ontology annotation, molecular function: DNA helicase activity. NCBI's taxonomy places the organism in Eukaryota, Viridiplantae, Streptophyta, Magnoliopsida, Caryophyllales, Amaranthaceae. Bases 1 to 666 code for a protein of 221 amino acids. The record is from RefSeq and is a predicted model, not a curated record. Gene Ontology annotation, biological process: DNA repair; telomere maintenance. The transcript has a single exon.